AUGUACGACCGACAGACCGAGUCCUGGUGGCAAGAAGUGGGCGGCGAGGGCGUCAUUGGCCAGUAUGCCGGCACGAAGCUGGAGCAGCUCUACCUUUCCAUCGUGUCGUGGGCCGAUUUCAAGGCCGCCCAUCCCGACGGUCAGGUGCUGUCGCGCCCGGAAUCCGGACGGUCCUACGGCACGAACCCAUACGCCGGCUACGACCGUCCCGGCAGCCAACCGUUCCUGUUCCGGGGCGAUGAAGACCCCAGGCUGCCGGCCGUGGAGCGGGUGGUGGCAGUCGAGCGCGGCAACGACGCCUGGGCGGUAUCCUUCACCACCCUGGCCCAGCAACGCGUGGUCACCACGACGGUAGCCGGCGAGGAUAUCGUGGUCUUCUGGUCGCCGGGCACCGCCUCCGCCCUGGACUCGGGCACGAUAGCUCGGGGAAGGGACGUUGGCACCGCCGGGAUAUUUUCACCGCGAGGUCCCGACGGCAACUUGCUGACCUUCGCGCCCGACCCCGACGGCCGCAUCGUGGACGCCCAGACCGCCAGCCAGUGGAACAUAUUCGGGCGUGCCAUCGCCGGACCGCUGACGGGCACUCAACUGGAACCGGUGCCCGGUCGCAUCGGCCAACUCUGGUUCUCAUGGGCGGUGUACCGCCCCGAUACCGUCGUCUAUCCGGCGACCGGCUGA
Messenger RNA from Geodia barretti, 678 nucleotides. The record is from the annotation of a GenBank genome assembly. NCBI's taxonomy places the organism in Eukaryota, Metazoa, Porifera, Demospongiae, Tetractinellida, Geodiidae.